This is a messenger RNA of Artibeus jamaicensis (Jamaican fruit-eating bat), 5475 nucleotides long. It is a transcript of the gene PTGER3, whose product is annotated as prostaglandin E receptor 3. Gene Ontology annotation, cellular component: plasma membrane. The coding region runs from base 1 to 1170 and encodes 389 amino acids. Gene Ontology annotation, molecular function: prostaglandin E receptor activity. Lineage: Eukaryota; Metazoa; Chordata; Mammalia; Chiroptera; Phyllostomidae. The transcript has 4 exons. The record is from RefSeq and is a predicted model, not a curated record. Gene Ontology annotation, biological process: intestine smooth muscle contraction; inflammatory response; positive regulation of cytosolic calcium ion concentration.
AUGAAGGAGGCCCGGGGCGACGGGAGCGCCCCUUUCUGCGCCCGUCUCAACUACUCCUACCCGGGCCUGUGGGAGCCCGAGCGCUCCGCGGAGGCGCGGGGCAACCUCACGCGUGCCCGGGACACCGGAGAGGAUUGCCGCUCGGUGUCCGUGGUCUUCCCGAUCACCAUGCUGAUCACCGGCUUCGUGGGCAACGCGCUGGCCAUGCUGCUGGUGUCGCGGAGCUACCGGCGCCGGGAGAGCAAGCGCAAGAAGUCGUUCCUGCUGUGCAUCGGCUGGCUGGCGCUCACCGACAUGGUCGGGCAGCUGCUCACCAGCCCCGUGGUCAUCGUCGUGUACCUGUCCAAGCAGCGCUGGGAGCACCUCGACCCGUCGGGAAGGCUGUGCACUUUCUUCGGCCUGACCAUGACAGUCUUCGGGCUCUCCUCGCUCUUCGUCGCCAGCGCCAUGGCCGUCGAGCGGGCGCUGGCCAUCCGGGCCCCGCACUGGUACGCGAGCCACAUGAAGACGCGCGUCACCCGCUGUGUGCUGCUCGGCGUGUGGCUGGCGGUGCUCGCCUUCGCCCUGUUGCCGGUGCUGGGCGUGGGCCAGUACACCAUCCAGUGGCCCGGGACGUGGUGCUUCAUUAGCACCGGAGGAGGUGGCAACGGGACUAGCUCCCCCCCGAACUGGGGCAACCUUUUCUUUGCCUCUACCUUUGCCUUCCUAGGGCUCUUGGCGCUGACCGUCACCAUUGCCUGCAACCUGGCCACCAUUAAGGCCCUGGUGUCCCGCUGUCGGGCCAAGGCCACGGCUUCUCAGUCCAGCACCCAGUGGGGCCGGAUCACGACUGAGACGGCCAUCCAGCUCAUGGGGAUCAUGUGCGUGCUGUCGGUCUGCUGGUCGCCACUGCUGAUAAUGAUGUUGAAAAUGACCUUUAAUCAAGCAUCAGUUGAGCACUGCAAGACACAACCAGAAAAGCAGAAAGAAUGCAACUUCUUCUUAAUAGCUGUCCGCCUGGCUUCACUGAACCAGAUCUUGGAUCCCUGGGUCUAUCUGCUGCUAAGAAAGAUUCUUCUUCGAAAGUUUUGCCAGAUCAGGAACCACACAAAGAACUGUGCAUCGAGCUCCAUGUCUUUGCCCCACCAGUGCUCCUCGACCUUGAUGUGGAGUGACCACUUGGAAAGAUAAUGAAAGAACGGAAAUGGACUUUUCUUAUAAUUCCUGCUGCCCUGAAUUUGUAUAUUUCUUCCCAUCUGCGGAGGAGGAUUUUAUAUUUUGAUUUGGAUUAGUUUUUCAUUCUCAUCUUUUAAAAUUUUACUUAUUUUUGUCAGUAAUACUGAGAAUAAGUUUAUCAUUAUAACCUAUGCCUCCAAGUGUUAAAUUGACUCCUUUUUAAAUAAAUUUUUUAUUGUUGUUCAAUUAUAGUUGUCCCCACUUUCCCCCAUUGUUCUCCCCUGCCCACCCCAACCCCACCCUCCCACUUUUCCCACUUUUGGUCCUCCCCUUCCCCCCAGCUGUUGUCUUUGUCCAUGAGUCCUUUAUACACGUUCCUCGACCUGACCCUUUAAGUUGACUUCUGGAGCCGGAUUUUGAGCAUAUAUUUAAGAAGAUGGGAGAAAUAAACAGAAAACUGUAUUUGAAAAAUAACUAAAUAGAAAUUUCAAACAAACAAACAAACAAAAGAAGCUGGUCAGUAUUUCACAGAUAAUGAUUAAUCAAAAAGUGAAAAAAAGAAAAACCCAUCUUCUAGGAGUUUGCCCCUGACUUCAAACUUCAAUCUAAAUUUAAACUGAUGUGGACAUCUUUACAUUUUGUUGUUGUUUUGAUUUUAUAGUAUGAGUUUAAAAAAUCAGUAUAAGUGUGACAAUGUAAAGUCAACAUACUGAAAGUAGAAUUUAAUUGAUAAGACAUAUAUCUAAUGAGAUAGAAAAGUAUGCUAAUUGAAGGCAAGACUAUACCAUGACAAAAGUUAUUUAUACACAAUGUGUGAUUAUUUUGGAGAUGUUGUAUCCUUUUGGGCUGAGCUUGGAACUCAAAGUCCCUACAUCUUUAUUCUGGUUAUGUGUCAUUUAGUAACUCAAGAACCAGUUUAAUUCUUAUUUCUCUCCUUGAAGACUGGAGGAAGUGAUAUAGCUAAGGGUUCUCUUAAAGUGUCAUAAAAAACAAUAAUAAGGUUAAAUGAUUAACUAUUGAGUUAAAGCAAUAAAACAUCCAAGCUCAGCCUUCCGAUUCACCAUUAUCAAUGUAAUAGUUCUUAAAAUGUCUUCCUUGGUGCCAUAAAAAAGGCAAAAUUAUUAAGUGACAUAGUUAUGAAUAUCAAAUUUUGUGGCUUUUAAUGAAAGGAAAUAAUUUAUUUUAUCUCUUUUGAAAUAAGAAAUUCUGUAGAAUUUAAAAAAAUACUUUAUAUCAUAUAAUAUCUAUCUUUCAUCUAAUAUGAUCUUAGCCUGUAAAUUCACCCAGCCUUCCUUUUCCUCAUAUCUCUCUUCCCCUCUCUUCCUCCUUCCCUUUCCUCUUCUCUUUCAUUUAACUGAACACACAUUGUAUUUAAUGUCACUUCCUUAGGAACUGUGCUAUAAGUAAGGGACAUGCUGCCACCUAUAAGGACAUCUUGGGAAGAGAUGAUAAUAUAGUAUCAGCAGCCAUAGGAGCCAAUACUGUGACUCCAUUGUCAUUUCUGCCGACUAAAUUAAGACAAAAUAGUUGAGUCAUUCCUCUUAAAUAGUUGAACCAGUUCUGAAUGAGUUAUAAACUAUAAUUCUUUUCAUUUAAACCUGUAUUUGAAAGGGCCUUAUGUAACUAGCACAAAGCAGAUGCUGUAUACAAUCCCUUGAUUCAGGUUUAAAUUCAAUACAUUUUAUUGAGUAAAUUGAUUUUUCCAAUCAUAGGAAUGUCCAUGCUCCUGUUACAUAAAUCUGUCCAUCAUCCAUCUUUGUGGCUAUAUAGCUGUCAUCUAGUUAUUAUUUUAUUUUUAUAAAAACAAGUAAAGUUUACAGAGGGCUCAUCCAAUGUCACAUGGCUAAUAUAAGAAACCAAAUCCAAGUUCAAGUAUUUUGAUUCCAGGCUCUCCCCAUAGCACAGUAGGAUUUGAGAUUUACUACAAUGAUAUUCCAUUUAUAAGACAAUUUAGUGUAGCAAUAAAGGCAUGGGUUUUGGAAUCAAGCUUGGAUUUAAAUCUGCCUAUUUUACUCUCUAGCUCUGUGACCUUGAGAAAGUUAAUUAAUCUCAUGGAGUCUCAGUGUGUUAAUCUAUAGACUAAAGCUAAUAAUAUUUGCCUGUGAGGUUAUUGUGAUAAUGUAUGUAAAGUAACACAAAAUUUACUUAGUAAGUAUUAACUGUGAUUAAUUCUUUAUCCAGAAUUAUCUCUAACUAUAUGAUAUGAGUUCUCAAUUUCAACUCUAAACUGGCUUCCUUGCUGUGUGGGUUUAAAUGUCAUGAGCAGAAUCAACUUCAAAUCCCUGGCUGUUAUUCUUGUUUAUAAUACCUCAUGAUUAUGUUUGUCUAUGCAAAACCUACUCAUCUCUCACAUGCUCAAAUCUGACUUUGUCCUUAAGCCUUGAACAGUUUAAGUAUCUUUGGUCUCUUCUCACCUCUUCACAACUCUGAAGUCACAUAGUGCUCAUUUUGAAGAGUAUUGUAUUAUUUCUUAAAUAUUUUUAUUAUGUAAUUUUUCCCUUGACAAAAUUUUAUUUUAUGGUGGUCAGCACCCUUUUCUUAUAUUUUAUUCACAGGUCCCUUAGCACUAGUGCAGUACUUGACACCAAGAAAAAUGCUAUUUAUUUGGCAAAUUCUCAACAUAGCAACAAUUCAUGUACAAGAUCAGCCACUGAAAAUUUCAGCAAAUGUGAUAGAAAGCUCUUUGGUUCCAUGUUGUUGUUCAUCUUAGGAAUUUUUAUAUUAAACUCUCCUGAUUUAAAAAUGUUAUAUCCAGGCAGAAUAAUUACAGUUUACUGUAAUAAUGUUUAUUGAGGCUCUACAUGUAAAAGUAAUAAAGUAAUAAAAUGAUUGGAAACAUAUAAAAAAGAUUGUUUGGUAAAAUUUUUCUCAAUUAGGAAUGAUCUUUGUACAAUAAGUUUGAAAUCUGGUAUGGAAGCAUUAUAUGUCAGUAUAAUAUGCUUUCAAUACUUUUUAAUUUUCAGAAAAGUAUCCAUUGUAUAUUAAAGUCACCCAAAAUAAUAAGCUCUGUAACAUCAAAUAUUCUGGAUCAUGAUUCAGUAACACACUGAUUUUUAACAAGUGUUUUUAUCUUUGUUUUCUUUAUUGUCCUAAAUAAACAUGGAUCUUUAUCUUGUAUAAUGGGGUUAUAUUGAAUAUAGAGUUAAACUUCAAAAUAAAUUUCUUAGAAACUCUGUAAAAAAUGUUGCAUUGUGGAGACAUGGUAUGUUUUAUUAUAAUUAUAGUAAUUACUGAAAAGCUCUACAGGAUCCAUAUGUAAAACAAAUAUGUGGCAUUAAUAUGCUUUAUGGGCAGUAGAGACCCAGUUCUUGACUACAUAGGAGGUCAAGACCUAUGCCUUUUCCAUUGAAAAACGGACCCCCACCUACGCCACCUCCAUCCUGUUGUAGAGCCAGUGCUUUUACUCAGUGCCACUGCAACUCAGCGUAAAACAAAACAAACAAAAAAUCUCAGGUUGUGCUGCUCCCAAGAAAGGAAGUGCUCGGGUGAUGCACAGAGGUGUGCCAAGCCAUAUCAAGAUCUUAGAGCUAGAGAGAAAUUAAGACAACAACAACAACAACAAUAGGAAAAUGUUAGAGUUAGAAGAUUGAGCUUCCAUCAGAAGCCAUGUUUAUCCAAUUCUCGCUCGAGGAAGAAGAAAACUAGAGUCAUUACCUUUUGUAUGUAAAUGUGUAUAUGUGCUUUAUAAGUGGAUUUGGUCUAUGAAAAAUGUAAAAAUUUAGUCAGAGUUGAAUUUAUUUACAUUUUUACUGUCUACAAGAAUGACUUUUAAAAAUUAAAUAAAUGGUAAUGAAAUCCAGGUUAUAAGGACACCAUCUAAGCUACUUAAGGCAACAAAAUUUAUCAACAUCCUUAGUAAUUGGAAGCACAUUCAAAUGGAAUUUGUUGUUAAAAUGAUUGUAAUGAUUGAGGAACCUUAACGAUCUGUGUAAAAUAUACCUUGGUCAAUAUACUUUUAAUUACUAUGAGUACUUAAAUGUUUCUUUGAUGUCUUUAAAAUAUUUCUGCUCACCUUUUCCAUUAAUCUAGGCUACUACUGAAUUCUUUGUUAAUUUAAAAUAUCUCUAGGCUCUUCCCAUGGAUUAAACUGUUUUAUCACUCUGCCAGUGAUAUUUAAGACAACUAGGUAUGCAUGUUGUAGGUAAGGAUUGAGAGUUGAUUUUCUAUUUACUUUUGCUCUUUAAUAUUGUGCCAUUUUGGUUAGCAUUUAAAUUUGAGUUUUCUUUAGGCUUACUGAAGAAAGCAACUGUAAAUAUUUGUUGAAUAUGAGAUGAUUGUUCUUAGAAAUAAUAAAAAGAUAAAUGUAAGCCUGCUCCAUAA